Nerophis lumbriciformis (worm pipefish) is the source of this 2528-nucleotide messenger RNA. The record is from RefSeq and is a predicted model, not a curated record. Lineage: Eukaryota; Metazoa; Chordata; Actinopteri; Syngnathiformes; Syngnathidae.
CCGAUCGGGUGAUACAGCAAGAUGGCGUCUGACGGAGAAGGCCUAAACGCGGGCAUUAUAUUUCUGUAUUCUUACAUAUAUGUUGUUUAAUAGAGUACACACGGUUAAUAAUUGUUUGUAGCAGGAUACAUUAGUCUGAGCGCACUUUGACACUUCUCCUGUUUGAUAGCGUCACUUAAGGUAGCUUGCAGCUAGUUUAGCUGGCUAGUUAGCUUAGCUUGUUAGCUGCUAACAAAGAGACGCGGAAGUUAUUUAAACAUCGCUAAGUAGGGAACUAAUGUGAGUGUAAAGUGUUGUGAUUGUGUGAAAAUGUGCGAAAGAACGAUAGCAAAGUAUGAGGAGGAACUUUGUCCGACAAAAGAGGAGAAGGAGCCACAACAUCAACUACUGGAUGUUUAUUAUAAGAAACAUCAUCAAGUUGUGUUACACAGAACAGACGUCUGUGAAGAACAACUUCUGCCUGAAAAACAGGAGUGUAGCUUCAGGAUGGUGAAGGAGGAUCCAUCAAAGAGGAAGACCAGGCGCCACAGACCCUCUGGUGUCUCCUUUUCCUCUUUGACACAGACCCUGCCCUGUAAAAAGGAAGAGGAGGACUCACUGACCCCCCACAUUAAAGAGGAAGAGGAGGAACACAGCAUCAGUCAGGAGGGAGAUCAUCUUGAAGGACUGGUGGAGUUCCCAGUGACUGGUGUCCCCGUGAAGAGUGAAGAUGAUGAGGUCAAAGGUGAAAACGUCGAAGAACAUCUUCCUCGUGAGCAGGAAGAAGAGCCACAGCCCCACCACAUUAAAGAGGAGGAAGAGGUACCACAUUCCCAUCACAUUAAAGAGGGAGGGGAGGAUCCACAGCCCCCCCAUAUUAAAGAGGAACACGAGACACCACAGAACCAUAGUGUUAAACUGACCCUUCACAUUAAAGGUCAAGUAACGGACCCACUGACCUUACACAUCAAAAAUGAAGAGGAGGACCCACUGACCCCUCACUUUAAGGAGCAAGAGAACCCGCUGACCCCUCACAUUAAAGAGGAAAAGGAGGACCCACUGAACCCCUACUUUAAAGAGGAAGAGGAGGACCAAGAGCCGCCGCACAUUAAAGAGGAAGAGGAGGAACACAGCAUCAGUCAGCCUAAAUGGUUGGAGGAGUUCCCAGUGACUGGUGUCCCUGUGAAGAGUGAAGAUGAUGAGGUCAAAGGUGAAAGUGAGGAGAAGAGCAGCAGCUCAACACAACACAUGACAACAGAAGCUGAUGGAGACCACUGUGGAGGAUCACAAGCAGACAAGCUCUUAGCUCCACUAUCAGAUAGUGAGGACACAACGUCACACUCUCCUGACACUGAUGAUGAAGACUCUAAAGAUGAUAAGACAUGUCACACUGACAACACUCACUUCAAAUGUUCUCACUGUGACAAAACUUUCAAUUACCGUCGUAAUCUGAAAGUACACAUGAGAACACACACUGGAGAAAAAACGUUUUCCUGCUCAGAAUGUGGAAAAAGUUUUACUAAAAGUCAGAGAUUGAAAGAACACAUGAGAACACACACUGGAGAAAAACCGUUUCCCUGCUCAGAAUGUGGUAAAUGUUUUACAAUAAGUCGGAGUUUAAAAGUACACAUGAGAAUACACACUGGAGAAAAACCUUUUUCUUGUUCAUUCUGUGGUAAAGGUUUUACACAGAAAAAUGUGUUAAACGAACACAUUUCAAUACACACUGGAGAAAAGCCUUUUACCUGUUCAAUAUGUGGUAAAAGUUUUACACACAGUCAGACUUUGAAAAAACACACAAUGAUACACACUGGUGAAAAACCAUUUAUCUGUUCAAUCUGUGGCUCAUCUUUUACAAGGAAGGAACAUUUGAAAGUACACCAGAAAACACACACUGGUGAAAAGCCUUUUUCCUGUUCAGUCUGUGGUAAAGUUUUUGCAGAAAGUCAACAUUUGAAAAGUCACAAGAGAACGCACACUGGUGAAAAAUCACAUUCCUGUUCAAUCUGCAACAGAGGCUUGUGUGGCCUAUCAACCCUUAGAGCACACAUGAGAACACACACGGGAGAGAAAGUGUUGAGUUGCAGUGUGUGUGGUGAAAGAUUCUCUUCUAAGUACCAGUGUAAGAAACACAAGUGUGCUGGUGAGAACAGCAGCAGCAAAUGAAACUGCAGGAUUUGAAAUAACCGUAACCCCUAACCAAUGUUCCCUCUAAUUUUUCAUGUGUGUGAGCAAACGCACAAACACCCUGAGCAUUCAGUGGAAUACAGACGUGCACACUGUGGUCAUACCAGCAGCACAUUUGUCUCAAACCUGACAACAAUUUAAUGUCUUAUUAUUAUAAUCAAGUGACUAGUCAAUUUCAAUAGAUUAUUUUCUAAUAUAUGUGAUUUGGCCCACUUAGAUAUAGUUUUUUUUUUAAUCAGCUAUGCACUAUAGUAUUUUAUGCCUGGGUGGGGGUCCUGCUUUGGAAAAAUGGUGUACCCUUUCAGAGAUCGCAUUUAGUUCCCCUUAAAACAUUCACAUGUUGCAUGAGAUGAAGUGUUUAA